AGUUGAUGUUAUUUUUUUUUGUAUAAUGUAAUAAAUACAUGAUGAGGACAAUUUACUGGUUUCUACUGAUUACAAGCCAGGCAUUUAGUAAAGAAUCCAUAAUCACAUGGGACGAAUGGGGUAAUUGUCAACCUAAGCACGGAAGUCUAGACAAAACAUGUUUGGGGACGCAGUCAAGGAAUGGAAGAGAGACAGACAAAAAGGGAGAGGAAAAAAGGAGUUUUUCAGAAUCUAGAGAUUGUUUUAUAACUACAGCUAUAGUAGAUGGUGGUUACACGGCCUGGGGCACAUGGGACGAUUGUACAUAUUAUUGUUAUGGAGCAACCUCGAGAUACAGAACGUGUCAUGAUCCUACACCAUGUAAUGGCGGGAAAGAUUGUAGCGAUCUCGGGAGAGACACACUAACUAAGGACUGUGGACCAGUAGCAGGACAAUGGACAGAAUGGGGAUCUUGGAGUAGUUGUCAUAUGCCACUAGGUGUCAGUGGUUACGGAACUGGUACCCAUGAACGUUAUCGACAUUGUACAGCUCCCAGUCCUAUAUGUGGUGGAGACUACUGUAUUGGUGAUAGUAUGGUUAAUGAAAACUGUAGAGUUGUACCUCCUUGUUUUAAUUAUCCGAUGUUUAGUAAGAAAUUUUUACGCCUUGAAUCUCCAAUGGAGAUUUAUACGUCAUCAAAAGUAGACAUAUAUUUACGUACUCAAAACAAAUGUGCACCGGAAACCAUUAUCCACACUUAUUACGAGUUAUAUAAAAUACACAAUGAAACAACAGAGAUUCAGAUUGGAGAAACACAAUGGAAUCUAAAGUUCGUUUUUAAUCCAGGAGAACUUGAAAUAGGUUUUUAUCGUUUAUAUGCAAGAAUCGGAUACCCUGAUGAGGCAAUGGCCUUCUGGAUGGAAGAAUCAAUGUUUGUUCAUAUAACCCAUCCACCGCCACACGCCUUUAUUAAAGGUGGGGACGGAAGGACCAUUGGAGAAGGAGAUUUGGAUUUCGAUGCCAACUCAGUGUCGUACAGUGUAGAUAAAGGUCCCGGUAAUCCCACCGGACUAACCUUCCAAUGGAAAUGUCUCAAUUUUAUGACGAACAAUUUAUACAAUUUACUACAGUUUAAUCUUGAUCCUGUCACGGCAUUUAACGACUCAUCAGAAGUAUAUAAAAAGAAAUGGUACGAAACUAGUUAUAUACAGUAUAUAGACGACGAAGUCGCUUUCAUCAACGGGUCUACCUUGUAUUCAGUUGUUAAAAGACUAAGAAAUGCAAACACUACAUGUUUACUAGGAGGACAUAUUUAUGUAAAAACUGAACUUGAAAGAUACACAAGCCAAGCACCUAGCCAUGAUAGUAGUACAGAAGUAUAUAGCCAAGCACCUAGCCAUGAUAAUAGUACGGAAAUAUACAGUCAAUCACCUGAAAACAAAACUUUUGGUGUUUUCACUACCACUGUAUCAUAUAACAUCUCUAGUAAUACUCUGGCAACGACAUUGGCGCCCAUGUAUGAAUUAAAACCUCUAACAAAGUUUUAUGAUAUAGACUAUAUGUAUGAAAUGGAGUUUAACCCAAGACGAGAACUAAGUACAGCAUCUGUAAUCCCUGUUGAAACACAAAGUAUUCUUGUGAAGAACGAACUGUUAGAAUUUCUUGCAUCAUUGUACGACGAAGACUCUGAAACGUUUCGAUUGGACACGAUUGACUUUUUUAAAUAUCUCUCGGAAAGUUCAUUAACACUCAACAGUUUGUUUCAAGUCGGUGAUUUACCGGGAUUACCGCCAAGCGCUAAUGGUACGUUUUUUGAAGAUUUAAAUCAUUGGCUUGAGAAUGCGGAACUUUCAAAGUCUAUUUCAGAUAACUUACUUACUUUGAUUAGUGAUUUCAAAUUAAUUCAGCCACAUAUAACGAGAGCAAUAGAAUUAGUAGACAUAAUAGGUAUAGAAGCCUUUUUCCAACUCAAAAUUGACGAUUCGGGAAAAUGUCUCUUAGACUAUGUAGGAGACAUAUUGGACGGGUUUAUUACAAUAGAUUCCAUGAGAUGGCACGAUAUGAAAGAGCAGGAACUGUUCUACUUGAAAUGGUUAGGGGACGAGAUAUUCGAAGCUAGCAGCUGUCCGCUUUUCAAUGAUUCUGAUAACGGACAUGGAAAUCUGACUGUCACGUCACAGGAUGUUUUAGACGGAAUGGGGUUUCUACUUUAUAUAAGAGUGGAAUACGACCAUUCUAUCAGUUACUUUAUACAGCAUGCGCAGUCAAUACCGGGAAAUGUACAGGAGGUUAAAAUAGAAUGCAGGUUGAACUGUAUGGAGAAAACAUCCCUGACAUCUUUACUGUCGCUACGAGCUACCUGUUCUUCGUGUACCUUUCAACAGCAGAAAGAAAACAAAUUUUGGUGGAAUGUUAAAAAUUUCGAUCUAGGCACUAAAACAUCUACAAAUAAUAGUAACUGGCAAUCCUGGAUGUUAUCUGAGUUGAACACAAAUCGAUUUGUUAUGAAAGCCAAUGCUUUAACCGAGAACACAGGAUACCUUAUCGAGAGCUUUAUGGAGCUAGCAUCAGGAGAGAUAAGUACCAGUAUCUGGAUAGUCAAGACCAAUAUACUUCCUUAUGGUGGAUCUUGUGAAGUUGAGGACGCAGACUGGGGAGAAAAGAAAGUUACAACAGACGGAUGGAAGGACGAGGGUUACAGAAGUUACAGAGACUCUAACUAUGAUUGGAAAGAACAGAUAAACUUUAGAAUAGUAGAGCUGACAUCAGAAGGAAAAGAAAUUUUACUUUAUUACGGAACGGAAGAAGAUAAUUAUAUACGACUUAAACCUGGUAAAGAGAAAGACGAUUACAAUGUUACAGUUAAAGUACAAAUCUACGACAUAUUCGUUGAUUAUGCAGAAUGUACGAUCAACGUAGGUCCGAUUCUACCUGGCUAUAUAACUGACGAUGAACCCAGUGUGGCAGCAUAUCUGAAUUCUUCAUCUGAUAACAUUGAGUAUUACCGGAAGAUUGGAAAUGUCAAACAAGUAGCCAUGAACACAGAAGUAGCUGGAACACCUAUGAAAGAAUUGACUUUGAAAUCGAAUGGGACUAUCUUUGAUACCGAUCCAGCUGAUUGGGGAAGUAUUGGUAUUGAAACACGUGAUGAUGGUUCAAAUAUCACCAAAACGUUUGAUGAAUUAUGGGAUAUGUAUCAACAUCCGGAUUAUGGAAAUGUUUCACUUCACAAUGAAAUAAUGCAGAAACUACUGAACUUUUCUAGUAUAUUAUUUGAAGCCUCUGAUUUAGUUGAUGACUCGUCUUCUGUGGAUUUAGAUCAAGUUGCAUACAGUAUUGGAACAAUAAUUGAUAAUAAAGAUUUCACUAUUAACAACACUGCGUCUAAUGCGUUCAAGGGAAAUAUGUUACUUCUGGACAAGCUGAUUAAGUUAGCUGACAAUGAUACUUAUCCAAAGUAUGAAGAUUAUAUUAUAACAUGUCAAGCUGUGUUAAGAGUCCUUAAUAAUGCGUUAGAAGCGAUUUUACCCAAGACUGCAGCUGACACACCAAGCCAGUUAGACAUAUAUACUAUAAUGUCGGAUAUCUCCAGCAGACAGGAGUAUGGUGAACCGAAUGAUGCUGAUCUGACUCCUGCAGAGAGAGCAUUCAUUGCCUCACAGAUUGCUUUAAAGAACGAACUUGAUGCUGAAAUCGAAAAUGAUGUAGUGCAAACUGAGAUAACGGUAUUGUUAGAAAGUAUUUCACACCUUGGAAAGGUACUACACAUGUUGAACUAUCGUAAACAAAUGCCUGUAAGUACCCAAGUGGGAAACAUUGACUGUUCUCAGGACAAAAAACUGAUUGGUGACUUGAUCAAGGAUGGAUUAAAUCAAGAUAACGUAAAGUUGAGUUUUACUGAAUCUACGUCGAGGUCUCUUGAAGAACAGAACGUACAGGUAACGGUAUAUGAUCAUACACCAUAUUCAUGGGAUGAGGAAUCGAAAUUCAUAACAUCUAAAACAGUAUCUGUAUCGAUUGGUAAUGAUAACACAAAUAACGCUGCAAUACCAUCCAAAAUCAAACUACAGAAUAAUUUGCCAGCAAAGAAAUCUAUACAAAUCGCAAUUCCAAUGGAUAAAACUGAACCAACAUCACAGAUGCUGUUGUAUAAACUGUUCUGGAAAACUCCUUCAGACAACCUUAUAUUUAGUAUUACAAAAGCUGUUGAUCACCUGAGCCACACUGUAUAUAUUCAAAGUAAAACUCCUCCAACAGAAGACACGUAUAACUUGAAGAAAUCCAUAGAACCAGGUGACUGGGUGUCGACUGAUGAAAUACAAAUUGUUUUUGAUGGUGGACUAUACACACAACCGUAUAAUGUCUACAUCGGAGUUCGUGUAUAUUUAGAGGCACCAGCAACUGACAUAUCAACAAGAAAACGACGAGCGUUAAGUACAACCAUUGUAGAAUAUGAAAUGAUUGGUGCCACGGCAGGUUGUCGGGUUUGGGAUACUGUAAAUGAGAAAUGGGAUAAAUCAUCAUGUAAGUUUUCGUCAUCGUCGACAAUAAACGAAACAGUAUGUGAAUGUUCCAAUCCACCAGGAAACAGUUUCGCCACAACAUUUUACGUUCCACCAAACACCAUUGACUUUGGUAGCGUAUUUAACAAAUUCGACUUGAAAAACAACGCUGGCGUUUUUGCAACUGUUAUAUCUCUUAUACUUGUGUACCUCCUUAUUUGUGUAUGGGCAUAUAGGCAAGACAGAGCGGAUCACCACAGGUGGGCCUUAUCCUACCUUAUUGAUAAUGGACCGUAUGAUGAGUACCUCUACAUUCUUACGGUGUACACAGGUCUACAUAGGCAUGCUGGUACCAAGUCCAAGGUUCAUUUUCAGAUAAUUGAUGGUGAUCCAGCCACUCAAAAACAUGUCUCUACAGAGACUAGAACCUUAGACGACGGCACACAUGAAAUAUCAGACCAAUAUAAACGGCGAAAAUAUCCAGUAUUGUAA
Molecule: messenger RNA, 4973 nt
Organism: Mytilus trossulus (common blue mussel)
Lineage: Eukaryota; Metazoa; Mollusca; Bivalvia; Mytilida; Mytilidae
Exons: 20
Coding region: 39-4973 (1644 amino acids)
Source: RefSeq, a predicted model, not a curated record